CCUGAGUUGGUGAAAAACGAAGAGUACGGUGAAAAAGUGGACAUAUGGUCGCUGGGCUGUUUGCUGUACCUCAUGUGCAAGCUGGAACCUCCGUUCGUUAGCAAAAAUAUGCUGGCCCUAAGUAGUAAAGUCUGUAUUUGUGUUAUUAUUAUUAUUGUUUUGGUGUUAUUUUUGUGGCUGUUGUUGUGA
Helobdella robusta is the source of this 189-nucleotide messenger RNA. RefSeq lists its product as hypothetical. Gene Ontology annotation, biological process: protein phosphorylation. The annotation marks the transcript as partial. The transcript has a single exon. NCBI's taxonomy places the organism in Eukaryota, Metazoa, Annelida, Clitellata, Rhynchobdellida, Glossiphoniidae. Gene Ontology annotation, molecular function: ATP binding; protein kinase activity. The record is from RefSeq and is a predicted model, not a curated record.